This is a messenger RNA of Penicillium maclennaniae, 933 nucleotides long. RefSeq lists its product as uncharacterized. Lineage: Eukaryota; Fungi; Ascomycota; Eurotiomycetes; Eurotiales; Aspergillaceae. Gene Ontology annotation, cellular component: nucleus. Bases 1 to 933 code for a protein of 310 amino acids. The record is from RefSeq and is a predicted model, not a curated record. Gene Ontology annotation, molecular function: histone H4 acetyltransferase activity. The transcript has a single exon. Gene Ontology annotation, biological process: subtelomeric heterochromatin formation.
AUGCUAAUAAUUUACAGAUACGAGAAAGUUGAACCUCCGACGCCGACCGCAUCAUCUUAUUCAAUUGUCGGAUACGCCACAGCUUAUCGGUACUGGAUGUAUCAGCGGGAUCGUACUCAGACUCCUGCCGUUAAAGAUGAUGUGUUUCCGCUUCCCGAAGUCAAGGUCUCUGAGCUUCCGUCUCGCCUGCGCAUUGCACAAUUUCUGAUUCUUCCCUCACAUCACCGCUCGGGCCACGGUACUCACCUCUACACAACAAUCCAUGCUUCAUGCAUCGCCGACCCGACAAUCGUGGAGUUGACGGUUGAAGACCCCAAUGAGAGCUUCGAUGCUCUUCGAGACACAGCCGAUUACUGUCUCUUGCGUCCCGAAUUCCUCAAACACAAUGUGGGCUUGAACCCCGACCCUCUUGGAGCUUAUUCUCAGAAAAAGCGCCCUCGCUUUGUUCCUACGGGCGCUUUGAUCCCUACCAAGCUUCUUAUGGAUAUUCGCACCUCCUUCAAGAUCGAGGCCACACAGUUCGCACAUGUUUUGGAGAUGUAUCUCCUGGGUACCAUUCCAAAGAGUCACCGCAUGGCGGGUGGUACAAACCUUGCAAGACUAUUGAUCAAGAAGUAUAAAGCAGAGGAUGAGAACGAUCGACGAUACUACUGGUGGCGCAUGCUCACCAAGCAGCGCCUGUAUAAGAAGCAUAAGGAAUUGCUCAACGAACUAGACAUAAUGGACCGGGUCGAAAAACUGGACGACACUGUGCAGAAUGUGGAAGAGGGCUACGAGAUUACCCUAGAGGCGCUCGAGGGUCGCUUGCCUGGGCCAGAGAACGAGGCUCCUUUGACAUUGAGUCGCCGCGAGAAGCGCAAGCUUACCGUCGAGGAUGAUGAGGACGAAGAAGAAGAAGAUGAGGCCUCAUCGUCCAAGCGCCCGAAGGCCUGA